Messenger RNA from Caenorhabditis remanei, 381 nucleotides. RefSeq lists its product as uncharacterized. The record is from RefSeq and is a predicted model, not a curated record. Bases 1 to 381 code for a protein of 126 amino acids. Lineage: Eukaryota; Metazoa; Nematoda; Chromadorea; Rhabditida; Rhabditidae. The transcript has a single exon.
AUGGAUUUGGAUCGCUAUGGUCUUGAUAUGACUCUCUCGCCACCCCAAUCAUCUGAUGAAGAAAGUGCGGAUGACGUUAUGGAGGCAGAGGAAAGACCAGUCCGCCCAUCGGAACUUUUGGAAAUUGCUAAAUGGAAGCGAUCGCUGUUGGACAAGAAGCAAGACGAGAAUCUGAAACGGUGGAUGAUGCAGAAGAUGUUGAUAGUUGUGCUGGACAAGCAUGUGGAGGAAGCGAAGAAGAUGAGAAGGGAGAGGAAGAGAAGAAGCACCGGGAGCAGUCCUUCAUCUUCUGGUUCGAAUAGUGCAGAUGAGUCCGACGAGAAAAUCGAUGUACCUGAAAAGAUGAGGAAAGCAUCUGGAAAGACGACGGUCAACAAAUAA